GAAGUGCAUGAGCAUCAGCUGAUCCGUCUCAGCUCUACAGGAAGUCGCCUGCUGAAUCCAACAUGGCUGCUGUCUGCGAAUAGAGAAGGAGCGGUGUUGACUCGGUUUCGGUGUGUUAGCUGGUGUCGACAUCAUGGCCCAAUGUGUUCAGUCGGUGCAGGAGUUCGUGCAGGACUCGUUCGUCCCGAUGGUGGCCGUCUUGUGCAGCGAGGAGGCGGAGAGAGUGACCCGCAAGAACAAGCUGGGCUUCGCGGAGCUGCUGCGGCCUUUCUGCAGACUGACGUCCGAAGGUCACAUCCGGGACCCCAAUAACCAGGUGCAGGUUGUGAAAAACCUGCGCAUCUGUGUCAACAACGUGGUGACGAGCCCCACCCCCGCGUCCGCUGCCUCCAGCCCCGCCCUGCGGCGACUGCUCAACGACGUGGUGCUGUCCUGCCAGCCACAGGAGGGCGCUGCCACCAACGUCCUCACGGCAGGAGACUAUGACCUCAGCUUCAGUGAUCACUCUGUUAAAGCUAGCCUACCCUGGUACAGUGCCUGGAGAGAAACACUGUUGGAAGUCAGCACCUCCCAGCACCACACAGGUAUCCCAGGUAUCCCAGCUACCACGCCCUGGUUCGAAGCCUACAGGGAGAACUUCCUGCAAUCGAUGCCCGCCUCCGACCACGAGUUUCUCAAUCACUACCUCGCCUGCCUGCUAGUGGUGUCCUCCACAGAGGCCGUCCCGGUGGAGCAGUUCCUCAAGCUCUCCCAGGAGCAGCACAGGAUCCAGCACAGCGGAGAGUACACCAACCCCAAGUGGUUCAUCCCCAACACGCUCAAGUACUACGUCUUACUGCACGACAUGAGCGAGGGCGACGAGCAGAGGGCUGACUCUGUGUAUGAGGACAUGAAACAGAGGUACGGUCAUCAGGGCUGCUAUCUGUUGAAACUGAACUCUCGUACGUCCUCGGCAGAAGAAGAUGAACAGAUUCCAGACCCCUGGAGUCAGUACCUGCACAGGAACACUCUGCAGAACCAGGACGUGCUGGACGAAGGAGCUGCAGCUGGGAGCGCUGCUGCUGCUGUAGAGAACAACAUCAGUGCAGCUGAGGGGGAUGGCCAGCACCCAACAGAGAAAGACGGAGCGUCCCCCAGCCUGGACAGCCAUCCUCUGCAGCUGGACCCAGCCAGCAGCUCGGGGAGCCUGCACGCCCUCACCGCUGCUAACGCUGAGGUGAAGAGAGGCGCCAGAGAGCCAGAGGGCCCGGCGGUGGGCGCAGGGGGCCACGGCGCCUGUCUGACCCUGAAUGACCACGACCACAUCAGACAGUUCAUCCAGGAGUUCACCUUCAGAGGCCUGCUGCCACACGUAGAGAAGAACAUCCGACAGCUCAACGACCAGCUGGUCUCCAGGAAAGGGCUGAGUCGCUCGCUGUUCACGGCCACCAAGAAGUGGUUUGGCGGAGGGAAGGUUCCAGAGAAGAGCAUCAGUGAGCCAAAGAGCACCUGUGGCCUUCUAUAUCCCCCAGAAGCCCCGGAGCUGCAGAUCAGGAAGAUGGCCGACCUGUGCUUCCUGGUGCAGCACUACGAGCUGGCCUACAGCUGUUACCACACUGCCAAGAAGGACUUCCUGUCGGACCAGGCCAUGCUGUAUGCCGCAGGAGCACUGGAAAUGGCUGCAGUGUCAGCCUUCCUGCAGCCUGGAGCUCCCAGACCGUAUCCAGCACACUACAUGGACACCGCCAUCCAGACGUACAGAGAUGUCUGCAAGAACAUGGUGCUGGCUGAGCGCUGUGCAUUACUCAGUGCUGAGAUCCUCAAGAGUCAGGGCAAAUACUCGGAGGCUGCUACGCUCCUCAUCAAGAUGACCAGCGAGGACUCUGACCUGCGCAGUGCUCUGCUGUUGGAACAGGCUGCCCACUGCUUUAUUAAUAUGCGGAACCCUAUGGUGCGCAAGUUUGCCUUCCAUAUGAUCCUGGCUGGUCAUCGUUUCAGCAAAGCGGGACAGAGGAGACACGCGCUGCGCUGCUACUGCCAGGCCAUGCAGGUGUACAAGGAGCGGGGCUGGUCCCUGGCAGAGGACCACAUCAACUUCACCAUCGGCCGGCAGUCCUUCACCCUGUCCCAGCCGGAGAACGCGGUGACAGCCUUCAGACACAUCCUGACCAAUGACAGCAGGCAGACGGCCACGCAGCAGGGCGCCUUCCUCCGAGAGUAUCUCUACGUUUAUAAGAGUGUGAUGGGGGGGGAUGCAGACAGCCUCCCAGAGCUGCCUCUGCCUUGCAUCCACAGCUCAGCCACCAGGGUCUACUUCGGACAUGAACGCCGCCUUGCAGAAGGGGAGAAGCAGGCAGCCACCCACGUGUCCCUGGACCAGGAGUAUGACCAGGAUACGGCAGCCAUGUGGGGCCACCUAGAGGAGCAGCUUGUGGCCUCCGCCAACAGGGGGACUGUCCCAGCAAACUUCCAGCCCACCCAGUGCUGCCUGAACAGCCAGACAGACAACCUGCGCCACCCACUGGCUGUGGCCGAGGAGCCAAUCAUUGUGGAGGUGACGUUCAGGAACCCUCUGAAGGUGCCUCUGGCUCUGUCCAACCUGUCUCUCCUCUGGAGGUUCACUGCCGACGGCGCGUCUCCGUCUCCGUCGCAGGACAGGACCACGGAUUGGUCGGCAGCAGAGGCCGUCACCAACGAGGAGACGGUGUCUGUCGGGAUGGCACAAAGAGAUGACGUGGUCGCCACUGAGAUCAUCGUGGAGUUUCUCCUGGGGCCAGAGGAGACCAAGAUGGCGCGACUCCGGCUGCUACCACACGCCACUGGCCAGCUGCACAUUGUGGGCGUGGUGUACAACCUGGCCGCAGCGUCCCCUGGAGACACGGCUCCCAGCACUGAAGGCCAGCAGAUGCUGGAUCUCAUGGUGGUUCGGGGCAGACAGGACCUGAAGAUCCGCGGCCCGCGCCUCAACCAGACCAAAGAGGACAAGAUGGUGAUUCGACAUGGCUUAGACCUGCGUCUGGAUCCCAUCAUAACUCCACCCAUGCCCCUGAUGGAGGUCUUCUUCCUGCAGUUUCCCACGGCGCUGCUGUGCGGUGAGAUCAGGAAGGCCUACGUUGAGUUCUGUAACGUCAGCAGCGUUGCUCUGCGCGGCCUGCGGGUGGCGUCCACACACCCAGAUUUCUUCACCUUCGGCAGCCAGACCACGACGCCCGUCACGCCCCUCAGCCCGACCUCGGCUGAAAACUGCUCGGCCUACAAAACGCUGGCCACGGCGCUCGAGCCAGGCUCCGUCGCGUCCGAGAUGUUGGUCUCAGCGGAGGACUUCAGCCAGCCGUCCGGUGUGAUGGACAUCCCCAAGGAUGGCAGCACGCUGCAGCCGGGGCAGUCCACCCAGCUGCCUCUCUGGCUCAGAGGACCAGACCAGGAGGGAGUCCACGAAAUCAACUUCCUGUUCUACUACGAAAGCACAGAGAAAGGAAUCCGAAUCAGUCAUCGGGUGUUGCGUCACACCGUGUUCAUCUGUGCCAGCCGCUCCCUGAGUGUGCAGGCGUCGGCCUGCCGCAGCAGCGUCCCUCCACACCACGGCGUAGAAGACAGAGGCGGCGCUGGAACGCUGGUCUUUGUCGACGUGGAGAACAUCAACACGAGUGAAGCUGGCGUGCGCGAGUUCCACAUCAUCCAGGUGUCGAGCAGCAGUCAACACUGGCGCCUCCACAGGUGUAUCAACCCGGCCAAGGACAAAGACUGUAAACUCACCAGCAGAGAAAGAGCCAAGCUGUGUUUCAGGGCCACUCGAUGCAAGCCCCACCAAGCUACCUCGGACGCCGUAGAGAAAUACACCUUUGCAGACCUGAAUCUGGGAAAUGAACGGAUCAUCAGCUCUUCCACGCCCUGCGGAGAUUUCUUCUUCCGGGGCUGUCGCCCCUCCGAGUCUCAGCGAGCGGACGAGGCGCCGUCCAGGACGUCCUGCAGCAGACAGAGUCAGUGUGUCCCCGCUGAGGACCGAGCCGCUGACCUCAGCAGCAUUGUCAGGAAGUGUAACGAGCUGGACCUCAACAUCAUCGUCAUCUGGAAGGCCUACGUGGUGGAGGACAACAAACAGCUGAUCCUGGAGGGCCAGCUCCAUGUGGCGCUGCAGAGCAUCGGCAAGGAGGCCAGCUCUCUUACUCCUAAAGAGGAAGCUCAGGAGAUGGUGUUGCUCAAGUUUAAAUCAGAACUCCCUCCUCCGGCCGUCCCGCAGUCUGCAGAGCUGUCCCAACUCAUCAAGACUAACCUGCACUACCCCGAGAUCUACACACACCCGUUUGUCCAGGACAGUCUCUGUGUGGUGCCGGUGUCUCUCACGCUGUCCAACUGCUCCUCGGCUCAGGUGGACGUCCUCAUCGACCUCAGGCACAGGAGCACCAGCGGCGAGUCUCUGGAGGUGCACAGCUCGUUCACCUGGGUGGGCCAGACGCAGUACAAGCUGCAGCUGCAGCCUCAGCAGGUGCUGGGCCUGACCCUGCGAGCCUGCUUCCUCCAGCCGGGAGUCUACAACCUCAACACGCCGCGAGUCUUCGCCAAGCCGGCCGAGCAGGGCGCCAUGUGCGAGACGAGUCAGCAGACGGCCAGUCCUGCUCUCAUCAUCAUCAGCAGCAGCGCCUGAGGACACAGGGACAGCAGGACACACACACACACACACACACACACACACACACACACACACACACACACACACACACACACACACACACACACACACACGUCUGUACAGUUACUGAGGUAGAAGAAGGUGUAUUUAAAACAAACAGCUGCAGUUUAUAGCAAUGAUAAGUUCAUGGAGCUCAGAAGGAUUUAGUUUCGUCAUCCGAGAAUCAAAGAGUUUCACCUGCAUGUUCCUUUCUGUGUACCAGUCUCUCUCAUACACUCUCUUACACACACACACACACACACACACACACACACACACACACACACACAC
Messenger RNA from Perca flavescens (yellow perch), 4939 nucleotides. It is a transcript of the gene trappc8, whose product is annotated as trafficking protein particle complex subunit 8. NCBI's taxonomy places the organism in Eukaryota, Metazoa, Chordata, Actinopteri, Perciformes, Percidae. The record is from RefSeq and is a predicted model, not a curated record. The coding region runs from base 134 to 4624 and encodes 1496 amino acids. The transcript is spliced from 30 exons. Gene Ontology annotation, cellular component: TRAPPIII protein complex. Gene Ontology annotation, molecular function: protein binding.